This is a messenger RNA of Hyposmocoma kahamanoa, 3936 nucleotides long. Its product is annotated as lamin-C. The coding region runs from base 37 to 1881 and encodes 614 amino acids. Lineage: Eukaryota; Metazoa; Arthropoda; Insecta; Lepidoptera; Cosmopterigidae. The record is from RefSeq and is a predicted model, not a curated record. The transcript has 10 exons.
CUACAAUUUUUUCUCGUGACUUAAAAAGAAUCUACAAUGUCGUCAAAAGCAAAAAAGACUGUUACAUCCUCUACAAAUAUCAGUGUUGUGUCAUCGGUGCAGAGCCCACCACAAUCUAGCACUCCCAUCGGAAGCCGCCCGUCGAGCUCUGCCGGCCGGCCCAGCAGUCCGCUUAGCCCAACGAGACAUAGCCGCCUCCAGGAGAAAGAUGCCCUACAAAAUCUCAACGACCGCCUUGCGGCGUAUAUCGACAAAGUUCGGCAGCUGGAAAGCGAGAACUCUGGGUUACGCCGUGAGAUCCAAACAACACAGGAGGUCGUCACACGCGAAGUAUCGAACAUCAAGGGAAUGUACGAACAUGAAUUACAGGAUGCAAGAAAGUUGUUAGAUGAUACAUCUCGCGAAAAAGCCAAGUUGGAAAUUGAUUUGAAGAGGUUAUACGAAGAAAACGAUGACCUGAAGAAACGUUUGGAUAAGAAGACCAAAGAAGCAGCGCAAGCGGAAAGCAUGGCGCGGCACUACGAAACCCGCUUCAAUGAGGAGAGCAACAAAUACAACACCGCGCUUGCCGACAAGAAGAAGGCACAAGAUGAAGCCAGGGAACUGGCCAAAGAACUGGAAAAAUUGAAGAAAGUGUAUGCUGACACCCGUAAGACCCUAGAAGAGGAGAUGCUGUGCCGCAUCGAUAUGGAGAACACUGUGCAGAGUUUGCGCGAAGAGCUGUCCUUCAAGGACCAGGUCUUCCAACAGGAGCUGCAGGAGACCCGCACCAGAAGACAAGUCGAAAUUUCUGAAAUCGAUGGUCGCCUGGCUCAGCAAUAUGAAGCCAAGCUCCAGCAGAGUCUACAAGAGCUCCGUGAACAGCAGGAAGCAAACAUCAAAGCAAAUCGUGAUGAGAUUGAAGCCCUCUAUGAGAAUAAGAUGAAGAAUCUGCACGCGGCGGCAAAUCGUCACAACAGCGCGGCCACAGUGGCGGUGGAGGAGCUGCGCACCAUGCGCACGCGCAUUGACACCCUCAACACGCAACUCAAUGACCUAGAGAAUAAGAACGCCGCGCUCAAUAACCGCUGUCGUGAACUCGAGCGUCAACUGGAGUCCGAGCGCGCUCGCCACGCCGAAGACUUGGCCUCGUUGGAACAGGAGCUUGCGCGUCUCCGAGACGAAAUGGCCUCGCAGCUUCGUGAAUAUGCCACACUUAUGGAUAUCAAGAUUUCACUUGACCAUGAGAUCGCUACCUACCGCGCGCUUCUUGAGGGUGAAGAAGACAGGCUGAACCUGACUUCCCAAUCUCCUGGACGUUCGGAGUCCCGCGCCUCAGCAACCGCUUCAGGCAGCGCGGGCCGUAUCACGCCGGGUCGUCGCGCAACGCCCCUCCGCGCCGCCCGUAAACGCACCUUGCUCGACGAGAGCGAGGAGCGCAGCCUCAGCGACUAUAGCGUCACCUCCAGUGCUAAGGGAGACCUCGAAGUGGCCGAGGCAUGCCCCGAAGGCUCCUUCGUUAAAAUCCGCAACAAGGGCAAGAAGGAAUUAAGCCUGGGAGGCUUCCAAAUUCUUCGCAAAGCUGGCGAUCAGGAGACAAUCUUCAAGUUCCACCGUACCGUGAAAUUGGAACCAGGCGCGAUCACCACAGUGUGGUCCGCCGAUGUGGGUGCUGACCACGACCCCCCUACUAGCAUCGUCAUGAAAGGGCAGAAGUGGUUCGUUGGCGAUAACUUCACCACUACACUGCUUAACAACGACGGAGAGGAGGUGGCCGUGUCGGAGCGUCAGAGACGGCAGGUCAGCACCAGCGCACAACGACACCGCGAACUUUCACACAAGUACCCGCGCCGUGAGCUUGGCGAAAUCCGCGAAGGUGAAGAGAAUUGCCGCAUCAUGUAGAGCGUGGUACAUCUCACUCGGUACCUCCCGCUUCACUCCGUCGGAGCUCUCACUCUGCCCCAUGGGCAACAUACCUCCCACCCUACUAGUGUUACAUGUGUAUCAUUCAUGAUCAAUACAGAGUUCUAAUUCAGUAUAACUUCCCCGUAUUAGUCAUAUAUUGUUAACUUAAGGUUCGAUCAUGGGAAAAGUUAUAGUGAAUAUACCUAACGACCGACUGUUAAAGUACGUCUAAUACGUGUUUACAAAAUAAAUGUAACUUGAUGCAUACCACGAGGUGUUUAAAUAAAUCUGUAGUGUAAUAAUUAGCGAAAAGUGGUCUCACUGUGUGCUGUUAUAGUCGAAAUUCAUUCUGUAUUGAUCACGAGAUAUCGUUUAGCAAAGCCUAAUAUUAUGCAAUUUAAACAACAAAAUCUGAAUUAAUAAAAAGUUAUGGGAGAUACUUUGUUACAAUGUCGUUAAUGAUCGACUAUAUAUAUUUUUACAAUAGUAAAUAAGUACCAUGAUGCCUUCAACAGAGAUAUCUUGCAAAAUGAUCAUGUGUGAAACUAGCUAUGUAUUUAUAUGGUGUGGUAUGCUUCAGUAUUUUUAAUCGAAUGUUAUUUUUUUCCUUGAGAAUUCACUUAUAAUUUAUCUGAAAAACUGCGCCAUGAAGAUAGUCACUGAUGGCGUGGAUGCUACUUCUUUUUUUAAAUGAAACAAAAUAAUUACACGUUAAAAUGUAAGCUCAAAACAAGAAUACCGUGUUCUUAUCAUAUCGAUGGCAUAUAUUAGUGCGGUCCAGAACUUAGUAAGGCUUUAGUUUCGUCCUCGUAUAAUACCGCUGAGACAUCUGACAGUACGUGCAUUCCUACGUACUCUCUCAAAUUUGUAGCCACAUACAGUAAUAGUUAGUUAAGUAGUAGUAGAGCCUCCUUGUGAAAGAGUUCGUCCAUGGAAGCACUGCCACCUGAACUAUUUCUGCCGCCAAGUAGUAAUGUGAGCAUUAUUGCGUUCCAGUUUUGAAGGGUUGGGGUGCUGGUGAAAUUACAGGCACAUGGGACUUGUCAACUUAUGUCUCAGGGUGAUGGCGCAGUUGCAAUGCCCCUCCGGUCUUUGCGGUAUAAAACUACAAGUGGCACUGCAACUGUUCUGAAAAGGCGUGUCGCUCAACACCAGGCUCACGACUUGUUCGUCCCGUCACUUGGUAUUAUAAAAAAAAUGUUUUAUUUACAGACUUCACAUAUUUACAAUUAUAAUACUAGAUGCUGUUAUAAACAACUUAGUUAGAGUGAUAAGUUGACACAGUUGUUUAGUCAUUUUCUCUUUAUACCUUGUAUAUGAGUGUAGUCAUUUUGAGCUUUCAUUUUAUUAUUUAUCGUAUUAUGAAAUGAAAGUGUAAGAGGUAGUUUUCAAUCCAUCACUUAUUUAGUAAUUUGUUAGAUACAAUUUUCGUCUCACUGCCAAACGCGGCUUACCCUUUACGCACCACUGUGAACAAAGUACAAAACAUUUUCGUUCACAUUAAGGUAAGUAUAGAUUUAUUGAAUUUUUAAUAUAAGCUCCCACCACUAAUGUUGCACUAGAUGGUAAGUGAUUUUUUAUCGAUAAUCAUUAAUACAUCCACUUAACAUCUGGAGUAGAUAAAAUCUACUAAAUAAUCGUAUUGUUAGUACAUCUGACUAGAGAAAUCAUUGUGUUUAGGUUAAGUUUCAGUUUGACAACUACUUCUAGUUGUCAGGUUAGUGUAAGUCCACUUUUCAUUUCUCGAAUGUUUUUCGAGAAACAGGUGCAAGUCUCAAAUGAUGUGCGUUUACAGCAAACAAUACUAGACUGCAUUUAUUACAUUGAAUUUUGUUUAAUAUAGUUUUAUACUUGGUUUAUAGUAGAACAUUAAAAAGUAUAACUAUAAUAUGUAUUCAAAAUAUACUAAAGGUAAUUCACAUGUCGUAGGUAUCUUUCUGUUAUUUUAUAUUGAUCACUAAGAGGAUUGAAUCUGAUUUUAAUUUUCCAUUUUUUUAUUUUACACAAUGUAAAGGCGGUUAAUCAUGAAAAUUUUAAUUUGGACCCAGUUAU